Frieseomelitta varia is the source of this 4047-nucleotide messenger RNA. It is a transcript of the gene HDAC4, whose product is annotated as histone deacetylase 5-like. Gene Ontology annotation, molecular function: histone deacetylase activity. Gene Ontology annotation, biological process: chromatin organization; negative regulation of transcription by RNA polymerase II. The coding region runs from base 587 to 3961 and encodes 1124 amino acids. The record is from RefSeq and is a predicted model, not a curated record. The transcript is spliced from 18 exons. NCBI's taxonomy places the organism in Eukaryota, Metazoa, Arthropoda, Insecta, Hymenoptera, Apidae. Gene Ontology annotation, cellular component: histone deacetylase complex.
CUGCAACGGUUCGCCAAGUUGUAGGUUAGAGAGAGUAGUUGGACGACGGUUGGACAUCGCGAAAUCGCGGAGAGCGACGAUGCGUUGAGAGACGAGCGCGGAAGGUGCAGUCGGCGAUCCGUACGAGUAGAACGGUGUCGUAAAGUGUGCGCAAAGUGAUCGCAGCAGGUACGCACACGUCGUUCCGCAAAAUCCAAUUUACGCGUUCCUCGUGUCUCUCUCGAAACGCAUGCGUGCUACCAAGGUAACCAAGUGCAUCUGGCAAUAAUCGGACGAGCCGUUAUAGUUGAACAAACCACGUCGAGGUAGCAGCGCGAUCGCAUUGUUUUUAUGUUCUCGUGUGUGUACAUGCCAUGCAUAUACGCUCUGUGUAAGGCGUAUCGCGAGUGUCUCGCGAGUGACCAGCGUUUCUUCCUUCUACGCGUUUGCCGUUUUACUCGAGUAUUGUUGUGCUGGAGGCGAGAUCACACCGGCUGCCGUCGCGAAACACUGGUUACGUUCGUUGUUCGCGAAGGUGUGGCAGCGUUACCAGAAACGCAUGCGACCAAGACAGAAGAGAGUUACAACGUUGCAGCGUUGACGGUAAAUGCAGGGCUCGGUGAAUGUUGGAGGAAACAGAAUGUCCAGCGAACAAGCGCGAACGGGCGCCGUCGCGACCAAAGAAGACGUGGCUUACAGGAGCAUUGAGAUCGCGUCCGCGUUUACGCAUCUACCGCAGAAAGAGAUGGCCAGGGAUACGCCAGGCUCACCGAUGUCCAGAUCGAGAGACUUGGUCGGCGGAGUUGGCGGUGCUGCGACCACCUUGACAUCGGCUGGCUAUCACGCUACCUCCGGCGAUCCAGCUGCCCUCCAUGGCCACGUGCUGCAACAAAAGAUACUCGAGCUACAGCAGCAACAUCAACUUCAACAGCAAAUUCUGCGGCAACAAUAUCAAGCCCAGGAGCGACACUUGACCGAGUUGCACGAGCAACAGAUGCAUCAGCUAAAACUCUGGGAGCAGCAAAAACAGCUGGAGGAACAGAGGAGAGAAAAAGAGAGACUCGAGGCACUGAGGAAGAAGGAUAAGCACGACCACAGCGCGAUCGCUUCGACGGAGGUGAAGCAACGACUUCAGAGCUUUCUCGUGAACAAGAAGCAAAGGGAGGCGGCGGCCGCUGCAAACGGGGCGGUACCUGGUACACCCGGAUACAGAAGCUGGUUGCAGCCGCAGUCGGCGGACUCGGCCGGCGCUGCGAACGCCUCGCAUCCAUACCGGCUGCCGCAGAUGCUGCAGGAAAAGUUUGCCGACGAUUUCCCGCUUCGGAAGACAGCCUCGGAGCCGAACCUGCUGAAGGUGCGACUAAAGCAACGCGUGGAGAGGAACAUGGCCGCGUCGAGAAAUUCACCGCUGAUGGCACGCCGGAAGGAUCGCCUGCUGUCGCACCUCAAGCGGAAAUCACUGCUAGCAAAUUCUAGCAGCAAUCCGGAAUCUGGGCCUAAUUCACCACCGACCGUAAACAACUCUCAGGCGAGCCCCACCGCCGGUGGAAACGCAGCGGCAGCCAUCCAAGAAGAGACGGAAAACACCGGCUACGGCGGCCCGUUGACCAGCAGCAGUCAGCAAGGUAGCCUCUCGGAUCUGUCGCUGUUCAGUUCACCGUCCAUGCCAAACAUCUCGCUGGGACGACCGCACGUUCCAUCCGGUUCCAGCACGACCGGCACGAAAUUGGCCACCGUCUCGGAAGCGGAGGUGCGCGCGGCGUUCACCGCGCGACUAGGGAUGCCUCUCACCGGUCAAAUGCUGCCCGGCACAUUGCCCUUCUACCCAUCGCUGACGGUGAUCGAAGGUGGAGGGGACGUCGGGACGCCGAGCGCCGGCUACGUUCACAAGCAGAUGCAAAACCUGGAGCAUCCGUCGUUAACGAACCGGCAACACCCGUCCGCGGUUUAUCACGGUACCACGACCGCCGCCGCCGCUCCCAUCACGGACACGCAAGUAGCGCACGCCAGGCUGCAAAAGGCUGGUCACCGGCCUUUAGGUAGCAGAACACAGUCCGCCCCGUUGCCGUUGGGUCACCCGAUGCUGCAGGGCGGCAUCAUCGCGCCGCAGACCCACUACGAGGAGUAUCUGGCGGAGAAGCAGCUGCACGAUCAACAGCAGCAGCAACAACAGCAGCAGCAGCAGCAGCAGCAGCAACAACAGGCGCACAACUAUCUGAAACAGCAGAUCAGACAGACGGUGUUGACGCGGGUGGGAUCGCGGGGCCAGGCGAACCAGCUGGACGAAGCGCCGGAGACCGACGAGUCCGCCGAGGUGAUCGAUCUCACCGGCGGGAAGAAGGACUCGUUGUCGGAGGAGAGCGAGAUCUCGAAGCAGCAACGGGAUCGCGAGCAGUUUCUCCAACAGCAGAGGGAUCUGAUGAUGAGACACACGUUGCAGAUAUCGAACGAAUCGUCGACGGCCUACAGUGGCAGUGGCGGUGGCGGCGGUGGCGGUAGCGUCACCGCCGGCACCGGUAGAAGCGGUCAAUCCAGCGCCAGACCACUCUCCAGAGCGUUGUCCAGCCCGUUGGUUCACUUGGCGCGCGACCCAGGUGCCCAGGCAAGUCAAACCACCGGCGACCUGUUUGCCCGCGCUUCCUCCCAUCGGUCCGCAACCACCGGCCUGGCCUACGAUCCGCUCAUGCUGAAGCACGCCUGCGUCUGCGGCGAAACGGUGCGUGGCCAUCCGGAGCACGGAGGCAGGUUGCAGAGCGUCUGGGCGCGGCUCUCGGAGACCGGGCUGCUGCAGCGCUGCGACCGAAUACGCUCGCGCAAGGCCACCCUCGAGGAGAUCCAAACGUGUCACAGCGAAGCUCACACCCUUCUCUUUGGAACGAACCCGAUGAAUCGUCAAAAGUUGGACGUGUCGAAGCUGUCUCAGCUGCCCAUCAAGAGCUUCGUGCGGCUGCCCUGCGGCGGAGUGGGCGUCGAUUCCGAUACCACGUGGAACGAACUGAAUACCGCGCCAGCCGCCCGGAUGGCUGUCGGCUGCGUCGUCGAUCUGGCCUUUAAAACCGCCAUCGGCGACAUCAAGAACGGUUUCGCCGUCGUACGGCCGCCGGGGCAUCACGCCGAGACCAAUCAAGCCAUGGGUUUCUGCUUCUUCAACUCGGUCGCGAUCGCCGCGCGAUUGCUUCAGCAGAAGCUCGACGUUCGGAAAAUCUUGAUCCUCGACUGGGACGUGCAUCAUGGAAACGGGACGCAACAAAUGUUCUACGACGAUCCGCGAGUGCUGUACCUGUCGAUACACAGGCACGACGAAGGUAACUUCUUUCCAGGGACCGGCGGACCGACCGAGUGCGGCGCCGGCGAGGGCCUCGGUUACAACGUGAACAUUGCCUGGUCCGGCGGGCUGAAUCCUCCGAUGGGGGACGCCGAGUACCUGGCGGCGUUUCGCACGAUCGUCAUGCCGAUCGCCAAAGCUUUCGACCCGAGCAUCGUCCUCGUCUCCGCGGGUUUCGACGCGGCCGUUGGCCACCCGGUGCCCCUCGGCGGCUACAAGGUCAGUCCCGCCUGCUUCGGCAAAAUGACGCAACAGUUGCUCGGCCUGGCCAACGGCAAGAUCGUCCUCGCCCUCGAAGGUGGUUACGACUUGGCCGCCAUCUGCGAUUCCGCCCAAGAGUGCGUUCGGGCUCUGCUCGGCGACGAACCUACGCAACUUCGCCAAGAGGAAUUGACCAGGAUACCUUGCCAGAACGCGGUCGACACGCUUCAAAAGACUAUCGCCGUGCAGAUGUCUCACUGGCCUUGCGUCAAACUGAACGCGCACACGACGUCCAUGAGCGCGAUCGAAGCCGGACAAAAGGAGCGCGACGAAACCGAGACGGUCUCCGCAAUGGCCUCUCUCUCGAUGCAGCAGCCUACCAAUCUAACGACUACUACCCCAGAACAUUCCCGAGAAGUUUCCGAGGAGCCGAUGGAACAAGAUGACGCGAAAUGAAGAGGCACGCGACACCUGCUCGCGAUCGUUUUCCCAAAUAAUCACGAGGCUAUCGUCGUUUCUCCUUCGUCGCCUUGUUUCUAAAA